Molecule: messenger RNA, 369 nt
Organism: Scomber scombrus (Atlantic mackerel)
Lineage: Eukaryota; Metazoa; Chordata; Actinopteri; Scombriformes; Scombridae
Gene: ly6pge
Product: lymphocyte antigen 6 family member pge
Exons: 3
Coding region: 1-369 (122 amino acids)
Source: RefSeq, a predicted model, not a curated record
AUGACUGUCCAGUACUGCCCGCUGCUCCUGCUUUCCCUGCUCCUGCUAUCAACAAACAGCGAGGCUCUGCAAUGUUAUACCUGUAUGGCCUCCAAUAACGAUGACUGCAACCAGCAAGGCUCCAAAUCCUGUCCCACCUACUCUGAUGCCUGCGCUGUGGUGGUGGGCCAUAACAGUGGGGUGAUGAAGUCAUGCUCCUACAAGUCUUUCUGCAGCCAGGCCAACAGCCAGGGUUACAGAUCACCAGGCGUCAGAGUUCACUGCUGCUACAGCGAUGGCUGCAAUGUGACAAACUUCGCCUCCCAGCUGCAGGGCCUCAACUCUUUGCUGCUGCUCUUGCCUCUGUUGUUCCACUUCACUUUCAAGUAG